GCAAAACCUUCUGAAGAAGAAUGGAAUGUCCUAUAUGAUUGAAUGACUGGUCUAUGACCCUUGUGCCACUAGCAUUAAGCUGAGGACACAGUUAUUGCAAAGAAUGUAUUCACAAGCUAAAUAAAGAAGGCCUUGUCACCUGCUGCAUUUGUAAAGAGGCGGACACCUUCACCUCCCUCUCAGAUCUAGAGAUAAACCUUUCCUUUUUAAAGAGAAAGCAUUAUUUAAAAGAGAACCCGGACUCUGAUAGUCUAUCUAAGAAAUUAAAUCUUGAGAUUUUUAAGGACUACAGGUGUCCAUCCCACAACGCUCCAGUGCAUUCUUACAACCCAGAUACUAUGGAGAUCUUCUGUUGUUAUUGUGAACUUGGAAGCAAGACUCCUGAAAGAAUCCAGAGAAUCCCAAAGGUCCUUCAUCAACUAAUAACCAGUGUUGAUUCCCAGAAGCUUAAGAAGAAGCAUGCUUUGCUUCAGAUCAAGUAUCUCGAGAAUGAAGUUAAGGCCCAACUCGACCAAGUCAAGGAAGAUAAUCUAGCCAAGGUAGACACUCAUUUUGAUAAGCUGAAGGCAUUCAUUGAGUUGAAAAGAGAUGAAGUAAAGCGAGAGUAUUCUACUAAAUUUGAGAAAUAUGCCAAAACACUUGGUGAAUACUUUAACCAUUCUCAAGCAACAAAGAAGCAUAUCUUUGUGAUUGAUUAUUUGAUGGAUGAGGAAGAGAAUGGCAAGAUCACUGAUUACUGUGAAAGCUGUACAGAGGUUUGUAAUUUUGAGAAUGAGAUCAACCCGAGAAUGAUUAAGGUACCUACAGAGGCUCUCACAUUUGAUCCUGUCGAGUCUCUGAAUGAUCUUUCUGAAAGAUUGAACAAUUUUGUAACUUUCAAAACUUCACUUGUUCCUCAUAAAUUUGAAGUAAAUACUGACUUGCUUGAUAUCACCAAGUUUUGGUAUUGCCAUCACUGUGAGACUCAGAACAGUUCUGUAGAGAAUAAACUCUCUUGCUCAGCAUGUCUGACACCCAGACCCAUCGAAUGCUAUGAAUCAUUCUUCAAGAACUACAUGUAUGCCACAGAAGGGGACAUCAGAAUUCUUGAAGAAAGGCAAAAAUCUGAAAAUGACCUGAUUUGCGCCUUAAAUGAACCAUCUCCAAAAGACAGAACUUAUUACGUAAUGAGUGAAUCUUGGGUCUCUCUUUGGGAGUAUUAUAUCAAGCAGCGGUCUAAAAGUUAUAAUUUACAGACUAAAGAUGAUACCAAGCUGGUUGACUAUAUCUCUCACCCUGGGCAGAUCAAUAACCAAGGCUUACUCAAGAAACCGACUGAGGGGCAAGUUCAUAACUCUAGUGAGUACAGAAUCGUUAACCCCAGAGUUUGGAAUGCCUUCUUCCAGAUUUAUGGGGGUGGACCGAAGAUUCAUAGAAGGGAGAAGAAAAUUAACUCUGAAGAAGUUCUAUAUGACCCUUAUGAGAGUGAGUUCAAGGCUAAAAUUGAAAGAAUUAAAAGUAAAAAUGCUAUAAAGAAAAAAUACAGACAAAAGCCAGCCCUUCCAAAAAAACCAAAGACUGGAAUCAGCGGUAGAGUGAGACAAGUUUCAUCAAGUAUUUCUGAGAAAUACAAUAUACAAAGAUCAUAUCCUCGUAAGAUACCCUCUAUGAAUGUGGAGUGGCACGGGUUGUAUAAUAAAGAUGAAAAGCAUGCUUAAUUGUCGAUCAAAAGUUCUGAAAUAAUUUGUAAAGCUUCAUAUUUAUCAAGUUAUAUUAAUCC
Moneuplotes crassus is the source of this 1759-nucleotide messenger RNA. NCBI's taxonomy places the organism in Eukaryota, Ciliophora, Spirotrichea, Euplotida, Euplotidae. The record is from the annotation of a GenBank genome assembly.